UUUCUUCCGUAUUCGCUUUGUUUACUUUCAGCAAGCAAGUCGGCUAGACCUACACAGUUCGGCCCGGUUUGAAUUGUUAAUGCAUUCGUUUUUUCAGCGUUGCACAUUAUUUUUUACUAAUAAUACUGUACACGUUUAUCCUUACAUUAACAAAAUGUCUCUAGACAUCGCAGCAAUUGGUGCUCAGAAAGUUAAAGGAAUUCCAAGCGGGGAAUCCGUGGAGAUGAAGAGUUUCUGGCAGGACCAGAACACGGUGAUCAUCUUCUUCAGACGCUGGGGCUGCGUGUUCUGCCGGCUCUGGGCAAAAGAACUGGCUGAAAUAGCCCCAGUUCUGAAGAAGCAUGACAUCAAGCUGGUUGGAGUGGGGGUGGAAGAGGUGGGAUCCAAGGAGUUCGUCGAUGGAAACUUCUUUGAUGGAGACCUGUACUACGUGGAAGACAUGUCGACCUACCGGAACCUGGGCUUCAAGCGGUUCAACACCAUCAGCAUCUUAACCUCGCUGUUUUGGAAGCAGUCGAGAGAUGCCAUCUCUAAGGGGAAGAGCAUGGAUCUUGGCGGGGAUCUGAAGGGGGAUUGGGUGCAAACUGGAGGGGCAUUGUUGGUCAAAAAGGGGGGAGAGGUGGUGAAGCAUUUCGUUCAGACGGGGCCGGCGGAACAUUAUCCGAAUAAGGAUAUUUUGCAGGCGUUUGGUUUGGAGCACGAGUACAACCCAGAGACCAUGGCAAACAAGAAACCAGAUGCGAAUGCUUGCCCGAGGCGAAAUCCUAACUUCUGGCAGAAGCUGCACUCUAUAUGGGCGGAGCGUCGUUGCAAGCGAAGGAUUAAUUUAACACAAUAGUUACACGUUUUGGUUAGUACUAAAAAUAUGCAAACUAUCACAUAUAUACUUCUGAAUAUUCACCAAAUACUCGGUUACUUACGUACACAGUAUUAGCAUUCUGCCGCUAUACUUACUCAACCUCGUAUCUGCAACACUCAUUUGAUGACAAAAACACCCGUAUUCCGAAUGAAAGAAAAGCGACAUUUCCAUAAAAUGAUUGUUGUAGAUAUGAGGUUGAGUAAGUAUAGCGACGAUUCGGUGCUCCAGUCAGAUCCAACAAAACGGACCGAAACAUGUCGAGCGUUUAUUCGACUUAAUAGUACGUGAGUAAAUAAUUUUAAUAUGUUUGAGUCUCACGGGAGUUUUAUAGUUGAAUUUACACUCAAAUUAGUAGUUGUUAAAAGAAAGGUAAAUUAACAGUUACGCUUCAAAUUCUACGCAUUCUCAAUAGUUCAUUAUUUUACAAACAAAAUAAAUAUUUUUCAUGGUAAAUAAACACAUGAGACGGAAUUGUCAAAGCGUGAAAUUUUAAUUGCAAUGUCAUAUAGUACGUAGAAACGUUGAAACGUAAUUAAACUACGUCAUAUAAUAUAUAUUAUCAACGUUUUGAAUUAUUAUAGUAUUUUUAUAUUUCGUAGGCUGGUAUAAAAAAGGAAUAUGUUAAAGAAUUAGGGCUAUGUGAAAUAAAUUUUCUUAAGGGUGAUUGGGUCAUAAAUAUUGGUUUACCAAAAUGCUUGAAGGCUUAAGGCUGUGUGUAAAUGAUUAAAUGGAUGACUGGCCUUAAUGUUGACUGGAUGAAAAAUGUUAAGAUUUAUAAAUUGUUUAAAUAUUUAAGGCUUAAAAUUAUUGAAGACUAUGGGAAAUAUAUUCAAUUAAGGUAAGAAGAAAAAUAUAUAAAAAGGUUUGUCCAGGCAUGUAAGUUGUAAGUUACGAGUGUAUUUUUAAUCAGAAUUGUUGCCUAUUGUUGUGGGCUAUAACGUAAAAAAAGAACUGGGAAAACCCAGUACAAGAAAGUUCUGAGAUUAAAAUUUAGUUGAACAUAUUCGUAUUACUGUUAAAAAUAUGUUAAAAUUUGUAAGCAUGAUGUGUUAAUAAUUAAAUAAUUGUUAAAAUAUAUCAUGACAAAAAUGUAUAUUUUGUUUUAAAAAUAAAACGAAUCUAAAU
Molecule: messenger RNA, 1984 nt
Organism: Cydia strobilella
Lineage: Eukaryota; Metazoa; Arthropoda; Insecta; Lepidoptera; Tortricidae
Product: prostamide/prostaglandin F synthase-like
Exons: 7
Coding region: 80-838 (252 amino acids)
Source: RefSeq, a predicted model, not a curated record